UUCCUCAGAUUUGGACAAGACUGGACUGGUCUGGUCUGUGGGUUUGGCCUCGAGAGCGAGGCGGCGCUUUAAUUCAGAGGAAACAUGAAACUAAAAUCUGCUCUCGGGUUUACUGAUUCACACUCAGCCGCUGUGAUAUAGACUGACGAGGAGCGCGAGAGGAGCCGUGAACUGAGGGCGUUUAGAGGAGCUGGGGAAGACAGACAGCGUGUGUGUGUGCGAGUGUGUGUGUGAGAGUGAGUGUGAGUAAGUGUGUUUGUGUACGAGCGUGUUUCAGCCUUGUGCUUGAACUGCACUUGUGGGAACUGACCAUGUGGAGCCUGCAGUCACCGUAAGACUUCUGGUGUUUCCUCGACCUUUCUCUCCAUUCUUCAGCUCUUCACCUGUCUCUCACCUAUUUCACUCAGAGUAAACCAUCAUGCGUCGCUUCAGUUCGGAGGGGUCCUUGUUGGACCUGGACUUCUUGCCCUGGAAGAAGGUGGCUUUGAAGGACGAGAACCAUAAUAAAGAGGAUAAAACGGGCACAUACAGGCAGUCCUCGUUCCUGGAUGACGAGACAGACCGUGGGGCCAUGUCCCUGCCUUCAACACCUGCUGCCCGGGAGGUUAAGAAACAGCUAACUAAAGAACACAGUAUUAGCGUGGAGAACCUUGCCGAUCUGGACAAAUCCUCAUGUUUCCUCGGGGUAGCUGGGCUCAACGAGAGCUUUAAAGCGUACAGUGACAGCCAGCUCGCUCCAGGCACCAUUGGCAGCACUGAGAGUGUGGGAAAAGGGGACACACCACCUAGAUCUCCAACAGCUUCUUCCAGCCCCUUUAACGCUGAGCACCAUUCCCAUCGAAAGCAAGUCAAGGCCAAGUUAUCAGCUGCUAAACUGCAUCUGAAGAGUCUCUUUGGGCAGAGUCCACACUCCUCACAUUCAAAUCUCACAGCAACAGAGCACAAGGAGCCAGAACACAGUGUCAAAGAGAGGCGCUCUCGUUUUGUGAAGCAGUGGAGUCAGGUGGGCCAUGGUAAGACCCGACUCAACAGAGAGGAAGUGGAGAAAUGGGGCGAGUCACUUAACGCCCUGCUGCAAAGCAGAGUGGGUGUGUCUGUAUUUGAAGCAUUCCUCCGCUCUGAGUUCAGUGAGGAAAACCUGCAGUUCUAUUUGGCCUGUGAUCAGUACAGACAGUCCUCCAACACCUUCAGUCUACACAGGCGCGCCAGGGAGAUCUUCGCCACCUACAUCGAGCCAGGAGCUCAGCGAGAGAUAAAUCUGGAUAGCAAGACCCGGGAACUGACAAUGCAGCUUCUAAAGGCCCCCUCGCACAACACAUUCAUCCACGCCCAGAGGCGCAUCCGCUCUUUACUGGACACUGAUUGUUACCCUCGCUUUCUCCAGUCCAACAUCUACCUCACACUCCUGAGGGAUUCUCACUAGGACAGCACUGGACAGUGUGAGUCAGUGUGAAGAAUUGGAGGACAUCUCAAUGACUGAAAAGGAGCUUUAGGAGGACGGACGGAGGAACAGCUAAAGGAAAAAGUAUUUUUUUUUAGCUGAUGAUGAACACCGGUUUAAAAUUCAUUGAGUUAAAUAGAUGAGAAUAGAUAGAGGACUACUUUUUUUUUCUUUCAAGUUAAAGAUUGUUAAUAUAUUAUUGAAAAUGGAACUGAGUAGCAGUGCAAUAGUGCUGAUACGGUCUUACUGUAGCGUAGUGCAUCAUUUUCCAGAAAGGCAGCUGGCUAAAGUUGUGAACAUUACCAAGAUUUGCAAUCAUUAGACACGGUUUUACCCGAGCUGGUUCCUAUUACGCGUCAGUGAGCACAGGCAGAACGGCAUGCUGACGGAAAGGAAAAACCCGUUAGGCAAGAUUGGACCCUCCCAUCAAAAAUGUCAGAACACUGUUAGAGAGGUAAUCCCGUAAAUGUGGAAACGAUACUUCUCUUCGGGUCAGAUGACACAAGACACUGAAGCACAGAAGUAGUACCCUGUAAAAACCUUAUUGACGUAACUUGCUCAACGGCUGCCCUGGAAUUCCUUUCUGCAUGAGGCAAGAAGUCAUGGUGAACUUGGUGUGCAGACAGCGUUGUUGUAAAGCAUCCAGCUAAAACCAGGCUUGGGAAUAGAACUCAACUCUUGUUGCUUGUUUUAUGUGUUUGUAUCAGUCUGAAAUACUUAGAAAUAAAUAUUGUUUUAUAUGGUU
Molecule: messenger RNA, 2186 nt
Organism: Astyanax mexicanus (Mexican tetra)
Lineage: Eukaryota; Metazoa; Chordata; Actinopteri; Characiformes; Acestrorhamphidae
Product: regulator of G-protein signaling 1
Exons: 6
Coding region: 419-1423 (334 amino acids)
Source: RefSeq, a predicted model, not a curated record